AAUGGAUUCAAAAAUGUCAAAUUCAGAACUAGAGUCAAGCAACGAAGUACUUCAUCAGAGAACAGAUACCAAGAGCAUCUUUGAUAGAGCCUUGUUCAUCAGAUUGGAUGGUAGUCUAGAGUCUAAAUCAGCCUUCAUGACAGUGAAAAACCUGCAGAAUUGUCCCGAUGAAGAGGAUAGAAUUCCUCCGCUGGUGCAUCUUGAUCUCAGGUUUGAUUUGCUUAGAGCAUUCUUGGAAGAAAUGCAAAAGGCUGUUAAUCAGCAUGCCGAGAUUAUUAACAAUGUCCAGAAAGCGGUCAAAUACAGGUGCACAGAAAACUCUAUGGCUGAAUAUCUCGAACGAAUUGCCAAUGGUCUCCAUAAGGACUGUGGGGAGCGGACUUUUAAUAUUGGGAUUAAUGAUGAACUCGCGAAAAAGCACCACCAAACAGAAGAAAGUCCUAUUUUUAAACGGGCUGUUGAUAAACUCAUGGGUAAAAUGGAGAUUAUUUCUGCACAUUUGUUGCAAACCAUCAAGAACCAAUCAAAAACUGACAAGAGACUUGAAAACAUUGAAAAGGACCUUGCUAAAGUGCAGUUAGAUCACAUCAGCAAGUCGAGUUUCGCUGAAGAAAAGAGGAAAAUUCAAAAUGACUUAUUCGAGUAUUUAGACAAGAACUUGGAUAAUUUCAACCAUACUCUUGAAGAUCACGCUCAGGAACUGGAGAAUAAAUAAGAAUCAAUUUGAGAACUUUGUCAAGGAAAAUGAAGCCAAAACUUUAUGGAAAAUCAAAGACUGAGAAGAACUCCUCCAGAAAAGAGUCAGUGAAACCUUUGUUAGUGACUCUAUAUCUGUACUGGAAGCAAAGCUUGUCACAAAGAUGGAGAAGAGCCAUCAGCAGACUAUUUCACAAGCUACGAAUAGAGCUGAAGAGAAAGUAAAUAUGAGAAUGGCUGGUUUGGAGAAAUUUACUCAACAGGAAAUUAAUAUUUUAAAUACCAAAAUUGUGGAGCAUGACUCUGAGAUUUCAAAGAGAAUGACGGCUACUGAUCUAGCUCCUCUUAAAAAUUCUAUUAAGGAUACCAGAUAUAGCUUUGAGAAGGAGAUCGAGUCAGUUAUGGGUCAUAUUAACAAGUUUAUAGAGUAUGGAAGAAGGAUUUCCUCUCUUGAGUCUACCUCUAAGAAAUCACAAUCCUCUUCUUCUGGUAAUGAGCCUGGUCAGAAAAAGGAAAAGAGUGGAGGAUCUGGUUACAACGCUGAGAUUAGUAUUAAGUACAAAAUCAUUGAUGAUAAAAUCAAAAACCUGACUGCAACAUGAGAUUCUUUGAAAGCUGAUCUUGAAAAUAAGGCUGAUGCAGGAGAUCUUAUCAAAAUUGAGAACACUAAAGUCUCAAAGGAGGAGCUCCUUGCUCUUCUUCCUUCUGAAGAAUCCAAAGAUGUUCUAAAGGAAGAAUUCAAAAAUGAAAUUGCUUAUUUUCAUAAAACUAUAGAUGAGCUUGCUAGAGCUUGGGAUUUGAAGCUAGUCAAACUACGGAAGGAGAUAGACAUGUUUUCGAUUAAGAAAGAGAUUGGAAGACGAGCUCUUACAGAAGACAUGAAGCAUGACUUCCAUGUAAUCGAGUCCAAAUGUGCCAAGAUGGAACACCUCGUCAGCAACUUUUCAUUUGAAGUUGAUGGGUUUUAAGGAUUUCGUACACAAAGUUACAAAAAGUAUCAACGAGUUACAAGAAAUGAACAAAGAUGUUCUUGUUGGAAACAAGAACAUAAACUGUCUCUCAUGUGGACGAGAGGGUAAAAAGUUUACUCCCUCCAUCCCUACUCUACCAGAUAGAGACGGAAGAGGAAUUUACAAAGGGCGCGCUUCAAGAGGUUUCAGCUCAAAACUUGAAAAGUCCAUAACAGACCCAGAUAUUGUUGAAAACAAGUUCUUCAACCACAGGCGAGAAAUUAGUCCACUUAAAACAAACCAGAGCCAUACUCACAGUAGGAAAAAGUUCUCCAAACCUUCAUCAAGUUAUGUAAAGAGACGCUGCAUGACAGCUUCUUCUACCAAAUCGAACUCCAGAUCUGGUGCUAGGCGGGCUUAUAACCGGCCAGUGGAGUUACAGAAUACUUCAGAGUCGCAUAUUUAUAGGGAAGAGAAUAUUUAUGAGCAGAUUAAUUAGACUUCAAUUUUGAGAUA
Moneuplotes crassus is the source of this 2162-nucleotide messenger RNA. Lineage: Eukaryota; Ciliophora; Spirotrichea; Euplotida; Euplotidae. The record is from the annotation of a GenBank genome assembly.